AUGUGGAAAUUGGAGCUGAUUUUGAUCACCCUGCUCAUCUCGAGUGCUCCCGCCGCUGCACUUGGAGUGCCUCGACAGAGCUGCGAGCGCCCCUGCGCCCAGGGCACUGAAUGUGUUAAAGGAAAGUGUGUGGCGGUGUCAGAGUGCCCUUCGGGAUUCGGUCAAUGUGGCGCGGACGGCUGCGUCAAUCUUCUUAACGACGUUCGCCACUGCGGUGAAUGUGACAAUGAUUGCUGCCCAGGGUCCAACUGCAUCAACGGCGAAUGCGAGCUGAACGAUGGAUGCCCUGCCGGUCAGCUCCUAUGCGACACAGGUUGUACCAACACCUCAAACGACAAUCGCCACUGUGGAGCAUGUGGUAUCAAGUGCGGGCAAGGCAAGAACUGUCGCAAUGGAAAGUGCAGAUAA
This is a messenger RNA of Cutaneotrichosporon oleaginosum, 408 nucleotides long. RefSeq lists its product as uncharacterized. The record is from RefSeq and is a predicted model, not a curated record. Lineage: Eukaryota; Fungi; Basidiomycota; Tremellomycetes; Trichosporonales; Trichosporonaceae.